UUAGAAACAGUCCUCCAACCCCUCGCCAGAAAAGUAAAACAAAACAACAAACAGAAAGGAAAAAGAAUGAAUGAAAAAGAAACCCCCAGAGCUCCAAAGCAGCGGCAGCAGCAGAAGCUGCGGCCCACACCGCAGGGUUACUAUGUUGAGGUCAAACCCGAAACCGCGAACGGCCGUCUCGGCCGUCACCCCCAAAGAGUGGCCCCGCGGUCUCCAGGUGAACCCGCCCCUGAUCCUCCAUUAACGGACGACACGACGCCGUCAAUUAUCCCCCUGGUCAAUUGCAGUCAAAAGCCAAAGAUCCCUCUGCCCCUCUCUCGACCUCGUCCUCUUCUCCGUCCCCUCCAUCUUCUGCUCUGUUUUCUCUCUCUUUCUCGCUCUCUCCGAAGCUCGAAACCCACGGAAGCUUCCCGAGGCUUCCAUGGCGGAGAAGCGGCCGUGCUCCGACGCCCCGGCUGAGGUCGGCGGCAGGCCACCGUCGCCGACGCCGCCUCCUGUGGCCGAGGGCUGCCCACCUGCCGAUCCUGGUCCUGAUGCUACUCCCGCCGCGAAGGAAUCCGCCUCGGAGGCUGUCGAAGCGCCGAAUUCCACCGCCGGGGAGCAUCCGGCGGCAGUGGGCGCCGACGGGCGGUCGUUCUCGCAGCUGCUUGCUGGGGCCAUGUCAUCACCGGUGGGAAGUCCCCACGCGACGCCGAUCAUUGCGGUGCCUGUCGACGCCGUGCGGCUCCCGGUGGUCGCCGUGCCUUGCUUCCUGGCCCCUGCCGGGCUGCUCGAGUCGCCUGGUUUCUCGGGGCAAUUUGCUAUGACCCAUCAAGCAGUCCUGGCGACUGUGACAGCUCAAGCACAGAUGCAGCUGCAAGCAGCAUAUCCUUCUUCUUCAUCAGAAUUAGUGUCAACUUCAGUUUCCCAGCCUAUGUCAUCUACGAAUAGCCCUGUGCCAUUGCAACAGAGGCCUUCAACAGUCCCUGACCGUGUCUGUACGCCAGAGACAGAGCAACUGCCUUCUGUCCAGAAACCUCAAUCUGCUCAUAUUGUUGUAAAGACAACUACCAGUGAUGGGUACAACUGGCGGAAAUAUGGUCAGAAGCAGGUGAAAAGCAGUGAGAGUUCUCGAAGCUACUACAAAUGCACAAAUACCAAUUGUUUUGCUAAGAAGAAGGUCGAGCGUUGUCCUGAUGGUCAGAUUGUUGAAAUUAUUUACAGAGGCGAACACAACCAUGACCCUCCUCAAAAACCUAGAUGCUCAAAAGAGAGAGCUCAGUCUGGUGGAACUACUGGAGAGCAUGAAAGCUUAGAGCUUCCAAGCAGUGAACUUAAUGAAUCUGAACCUUCAACAUGUAAACCAGAACAGAUCUCUGGCAAUGAGAACCCUGCACGACAGCUAUACUGUUCAAGUGAUUGUGAAGGGGAUGCAGGGAUGAAGAAUGAAGAAGAUAUCAGUGAGGAAACAGAUCCAAAGCGCAGGCUUAUUGAAAGCACUAUGAAUUUUUCAAGACCAGUACUCAGAACGGUGAGGGAACCCAAAAUUGUUGUGCAGACUGCAUGUGACGCGGGGCAUGGAAGUGAUGGCUAUAGGUGGCGUAAGUAUGGACAGAAAAUUGUCAAGGGAAAUCCCAAUCCUAGCUACUAUAGAUGCACGCAUAAUGGAUGUCCUGUUCGUAAGCAUGUUGAGAGGGCUUCAGAUGAUGCAAAAGCUAUUGUUAUAACUUAUGAGGGUACACACAACCAUGACCGGCUGGCCCCCAAAAAUAGCAGUGAUUCACCAGCUGCUUCUCUUAUUACUGCUGCUACAGCUGAUACUGGUGAACAACUGAAUACUUCUGACAUGUUAUCAGAUCAAAAACCAUCAAAAGAAAAGCAAGCAGAUGUAGGCAGUAACUUAGAAGGUGAGAGAGCCGUAGAGCUUGGAGGUGAAAAGGCAUUGGAAUCUGCUCAAACUCUUCUAAGCAUUGGUUUGAACUCGGCAUCUGGGGAGGCCAACAGAACUAAUUCUGAGGGUGUGAAACGCCCACUUUUUAGUGAAAAUCCUGCAACAGUGCCAGUUCAAAACUCUUGAAUCAAAAAGUUUGAUUAAAUUUUGAUGUAUGUUGUUUAUUUGCUGUUGUUGUUUACUUCUGUUAUAUUUGCUUCUGUAUAGUCUGGUAGUGGCGUCCCUGAUCCAAGAUUAUAGACAUUUCCAUCAUAGUAUCAUCAGUUCAUAAAGAGCAGACUGAUUGCAGUUAUGAAGCACAGUUUCGUUGCACUGUAUAGAUUUCCAUGCCUGUACACUUGUGGUAGAAGCCGGAUCGAUAGGCAUGACCAACUUAUAAAGACAAUUUGUUAUUUAUUAAUCAUAAUAAGUGUGUCGAUGGUUCGGACUUUCAUGUUUCUUGAGGAGAAGAGCAAGUUAUGUCACCAUUUCUUUUAAUGUAUUCUCUUUUAUUAAUUAGAUCAGCAUGCUCUCUCUCUCUCUCUCUCUCAUGGAUGUCUCCUGGAUUUGCCCUUUGAAAUAAACAUGGUCGUAUGGCCGUGCACCGGUACCACAGCCAUAAGGCUCAGAACAGAAAAUUAUCUUACAUGGUGUGCACCACUUGGCUGUGAACACCAACUAUAACUGCUUGUUUCUGUAAUAGUACAUCAAGAUGAGUGCUUGCUGAAUGAAGCUUAUUGGAAUGAGCUGUUGUAAUUGACAGUA
This is a messenger RNA of Elaeis guineensis (African oil palm), 2674 nucleotides long. Lineage: Eukaryota; Viridiplantae; Streptophyta; Magnoliopsida; Arecales; Arecaceae. The record is from RefSeq and is a predicted model, not a curated record.